This is a messenger RNA of Solanum dulcamara, 1130 nucleotides long. RefSeq lists its product as uncharacterized. The record is from RefSeq and is a predicted model, not a curated record. Lineage: Eukaryota; Viridiplantae; Streptophyta; Magnoliopsida; Solanales; Solanaceae. The transcript is spliced from 3 exons. Bases 65 to 1000 code for a protein of 311 amino acids.
GCCUAAUUGAGUGAACAAAUAAUUAAGAUAGCUAGUCUUAAAAAGUAGUACUAGUAUAGUUAAAAUGGCCAGAAAAUCGUCUAAAAUCCCGAUGACCGAUCGGGACUUAGAUGACUUUGUAAGGAAUUCAGAUGAAUCCGAAGGCAUAUAUGAGUUGAUUUUUGGGCUCAUAGAUGAAGGGAACGAGUUUCAAUCAUGUGAAAAUUCAUUGGAAUCGAACAUUAGUUAUAGCAGCGGAGAGAUAUUAAUGGACGAAGAGGAGGAGGAUGAAAAUGUUAACAAUAGCGAAGAGAAUAAAGCGUACUGGGCAUCACAAGAAGAGCUUCUUAAGACAACAUUGGGUAGGACAACUUCUUUUGAAUCGAAAGUCAGAAAAGCAACAAAAGAAGCUCUAAAAGAAUUGAAAUUCACAAGUAUCAAUUGUAGCUGCCGGAAAAUGAUAUCCGAUAGUUGUCGGAAAUGUAUGCAAAGAGAAAUCUCCGAACGACUUACAAACGAAGGCUACAAUUGCUUCAUUUGCAAGUCAAAAUGGAAAAGCUCACCCGAAAUACCUUCAGGUGAAUACACAUACAUGCAAGUGGUGCAAGAUGCAAGUUCAUCAAAAAAGGGGGAAAUGAAGGUGAUUAUAGAAAUAAAUUUUCGAGGAGAAUUCGAAAUGGCACGAGCUAACGAAGCGUAUAAUCGUCUAGUUGAACAAUUGCCGGAAGUAUACGUCGGAAAAAUCGAAAGGUUUCGAAAUUUAAUAAAAAUACUAUGUAGUGCAUCAAAGAAAUGUAUGGAGGAAAAAAAGAUGCAUAUGGCUCCAUGGAGGAAGCAUAAGUACAUGCAAGCUAAGUAUCUCGGCUCGCCGGAAACUAAGUCGGAGACAAUUUUUCCGGUGAACAAUUUGCGCCGUUUGCCAAGGCCAAGUGGUUCAAUGCUCACUUUCGAUUUGCUUGAUAACUUGCCCCCGCCGCCAACGGCAACGGGGUUACAUUUUACGGCGAUCAAAGUUAUUUGAUCACCGAGGUCAAAUUUCUAGCUAGUAUAGUUUGUAUUAGAAUAUUCCUAUUUUGCUCUUGGAAUCUCGAAUUAUUAAUUUCACAUGUAAACUAGUGAGAUAUAAUAUAUUCCUAUUGCAAUCUUAUAAA